AUAUGAUGUAGCAAAUAUAGACAGUCCAAACAUGGACUUUAAUCCUCAGAGACAAAGUAAAACAGCAGAUACAAUGUUCGCAGUGAAUUAUGAACCUUUGCCAUCUCUAAGAGAGCUGGUAAGCAAGGAUAUUGUUAUAGAUAACAAACAUGUUCAAGAUAAAGUUAUUCCUGCGCUCAUAUCACUUCAACAAGUAACUAGCAGUGAUGUGCAAUCGCCAAUGAAUCUAAAAGCUACCACUGUAGAUGAUAUUUUAGCAGACGCAAAAGUGAUAGCAAUGGAUGACAUUCAAUUUGAUGAAAUUCAAAAUGUAAAAACUAUAAUUGGUCCUGCACUCAGACCACUUCAACAAGUAAUUAGCAGGGAUGUGCAAUCAACAACGAAUGUAACAACUACCACUGUAGAUAAUAUUGUAGCAGACACAAAAGUGAUAGCAAUGGAUGACAUUCUAUUUGAUGCAAUUAAAAAUGUUGAAACUAAAAUUGGUCCUGCGCUUAAACCACUUCAACAAGUAACUACUAGCAGAGAUGUGCAAUCAACACUGAAUCUAACAACUACCACUGUAUAUGAUAUUGUAGUAGACACGAAAGUGAGGGCAAUGGAAGACAUUUUAUUUGAUGAAAUUAAAAAUGUUGAAACUAAAAUUGUUCCUGCGCUCAGAUCACUUCAACAAGUAACUGGCAGUGAUGUGCAAGCAACAACGAAUCGAACAACUACCACUGUAGAUGAUAUUGUAGCAGACACAAAAGUGAUCGCAAUGGCUGACAUUCAAUUUGAUGAAAUUCAAAAUGUUAAAACUAAAAUUGACGAAACUACUACUUCUAAGCCUAAUGAUACUAAUCAAACAACAACGGUGGAAAACAGUUCAGAUAAAAAGGUUUUAGUGUCAAAGUUCUUGAAAGUCGAUGAGACUAACGGAGAUAUGAAAUUCUCUUUAGUUAAUGAAGCAUCGGAUCUUACAAAUUCAAGUUCACGGAAAGUAUUUUUUGCCAAACCUGUAGUAAGUAAUGGGACAGAUUUGAUUUCAAUGACAGGCGAAUUAAAUAAACCAUUUGUCAAUCAAGGAUCAAUGAGUGAAGAGGAUUACAGACCAAAGGAUUUUUCUAAGUCUACAUUUGUUGGUGUUCCCAUGUCCAGAUUACUACCACUGUUACAUUCUUCAAUGAUUUUUCAGGAUCCAAGACUAAAUCUGAAGGGGACAAUAAGAACUUUCCCAACAUUAGGAAGGACCUUCAAAUAUCACAUGGGUUGCCCAGUAGUGUCGUGGGAUACAUUAAGGACAACGCCAGGAACAUCGGGGAUAUUGUAUUCGGUGGUAGAUGACCCAUAUAACUAUUAAAUUUUAUGUGCUGAACAAUCAUA
Ostrinia nubilalis (European corn borer) is the source of this 1362-nucleotide messenger RNA. RefSeq lists its product as uncharacterized. NCBI's taxonomy places the organism in Eukaryota, Metazoa, Arthropoda, Insecta, Lepidoptera, Crambidae. The coding region runs from base 32 to 1339 and encodes 435 amino acids. The transcript has 2 exons. The record is from RefSeq and is a predicted model, not a curated record.